AUGGAGGUCUCCCCCAAUGUUUUGACUUACAAAGGUAACUUCACAGAGCCUUCCACGGAGUACUUGCACUUGACAAAUUCGUCGUCUCAGCCCUUGGCUUUCAAGGUGAAGACCACGGCUCCCAAGUUGUACUGUGUCAGACCUAACGCCAGCAUCAUUGGCCCCAACGAAUCUAUCAAAAUCUCCCUCAUCUUGCAAGGCUUCACUCAGCCAUUGCCUAAAGACUACAAAUGUAAGGACAAGUUCUUGAUUGUGUCUUUGCCUUGCCCUGACUUGGCCGACCCAGCCAAGGUCAGCGAGCAGUGGAGCGCCUUGGAGAGCAAGUACGCGGACCAGUUGCUACAAAAGAAAUUGAGGGUCAACUUCGUCAUUGACGACGACGAGACCAACGAAUCACAAGCCAACGAGACCACUUUCGCCAACGCCACCUCUUCGGCUGGUUUCGGUGGCGCCGGCGCGGCUGCUGCCUCUGGCUUCUCCCUGAAUGCCAACGACACCGCCAAUAGAACUAUCGACGGCAACGGUGCAGCUGCUGCUGACACCACCAAGGAGGCUUUCCCAUCUGUUGGUGGCGGUGCUGCUGCUGCCGACGAUGCACAGCAGAAGGAGUUGGAGGCCUCAAACCAGAAGAUUAACAACUUGUCCGACAAGUUGGACUCCAACGAAAAGUCUGCCGCUGGAACUGGCACUCUGACUGGCACUGCUACUGAGGACACUGUCAGCGGUGUUUCUCUUCCAUUUGCUGCUGUCUUGGUUCUUAUCGCUGUGUUAUUGGGCUGGUACAUCUUAUAA
Messenger RNA from Candidozyma duobushaemuli, 792 nucleotides. RefSeq names its product phosphatidylinositol-binding protein. The transcript has 2 exons. The record is from RefSeq and is a predicted model, not a curated record. Lineage: Eukaryota; Fungi; Ascomycota; Pichiomycetes; Serinales; Metschnikowiaceae. Gene Ontology annotation, molecular function: FFAT motif binding. Gene Ontology annotation, biological process: endoplasmic reticulum membrane organization. Gene Ontology annotation, cellular component: plasma membrane; endoplasmic reticulum membrane. The coding region runs from base 1 to 792 and encodes 263 amino acids.